AUGAAGCGAUUUCAAGUUUACCAAUUACUUAUCUUGAUUUUGUUAGCCACAAAUUCAACCGAAGCUUUUAAGUUUGCAAAUGAAGGUUGCAAAGAAAAGUGUGGGGAGGUCGAGAUUCCAUUUCCUUUCGGAGUUGGAGGCAGUUGUUCUUUGAACAAAUGGUACCAAGUAGAUUGUAGUAACUCAUCAAAACCAUAUCUGUCUGCAUUCGAAAAUGCAGAGGUGUUGAAUAUAAGUUUAAAACAUCAGACAAUCACAGUUAAUGUCUCAUUGACUUAUGACUACUGCCAGGAUCGAGUUUUGAAUAGUAGUCAAAUCUUAAUUAAUACCACCAAACCUGGCAGCAGUGUAAGUCCCUUCUUAUUUUCAAGAUCGCGUAAUCAAUUUGUCGUUGAGGGGUGUGGCAAUGCUGUCAUCACGGAAUUUGGGAAAACUGUCACAGGAUGCUCAACAACUUGCCACAACGACACGUUUAUUGACAGAAACAACUGCUAUGGCAUGGGUUGUUGCCAAGCAACGGUUCCUUAUUAUCUUGAUCAGUUCACCUUGAAUCUAACUGGCCUGGAAAGGCGCGGCGCAGAAGGAACCACCUGUGGGUCUGCCUUUUUGGUGGAUAAGGAUUUUUAUUUUAAUAGAAGCAUUUAUCCUAAUCAGUCCAUUGAUGAUAGCAACCAUUAUUCUCUUCCCAUAUCACUUUUCUGGCCCCUAUCAAUCAAUGACAUUCCAGUUAAUGAGCGUCCGCAGUGUAGUAAGCUAUCAUUUCAACUAAAUGAUGGUUUGUUGAAGGAUUAUAUUAGAUGCGAGUGUGAUAUAACACAUGAAGGAAAUCCAUAUCUACCAAAUGGGUGCAAUCGUAAGCCAUGUAGGAUAUGUGAACCGUCUUGUGAACUCGGUCCAGACACGGACUACGUACCGUAUUGUGACAGCUUCUCUAGCCACAAAACAUCAUCUGAUGUUAUUACAGGUGUUAGCCUAGCCAUUGGGUUGCUUAUCCUAUCGGUGUUUAUCUAUUCAGUGGACAACUUAGUAGAAAAUCCAAUUGCCAAGAGGCGGAAAAAAAAGUAUUUUAAACGCAACGGUGGGCUACUCCUUAAACAACAAGAGUCGACAGAUACCGGCUCAGUUGAUAAAACCAUACUUUUUACAUCCAACGAGUUGGACAAAGCCACUGACCAUUUUCAUGAGAACAGAAUUCUUGGCCGUGGAGGUCAAGGUACAGUAUACAAAGGCAUGUUAACCGAUGGGAGAAUUGUUGCAAUCAAGAAAUCAAAGGUGGUUGAUGAAAGCCAAAUAGAGCAGUUCAUCAAUGAGGUUGUCAUACUUUCUCAAGUUAGUCAUAGGAAUGUGGUAAAACUAUUGGGAUGCUGUCUAGAGACAAAGGUCCCGCUACUCGUCUCUGAGUUCAUUUUAAAUGGCACCUUGUAUGACCUUAUUCAAGAUGAGAGCGGUGAAUUCCCAAUGUCUUUGAACAUGAGAAUACAAAUUGCAGCAGAGGUUGGAGGAGCACUUGCUUACUUGCAUUCCGCAGCCUCCAUUCCAAUAUAUCAUAGGGACAUCAAGACAACGAAUAUACUGAUGGACGAAAAGUAUAGAGCCAAAGUUUCUGAUUUUGGAAUUUCAAGGUUUGUUUCAAUAGAUCAAACUCACUUAACUACCUUAGUAAAAGGGACAUUUGGUUACUUGGAUCCAGAGUACUUUCAGUCUAGUUUGUAUACUGAAAAGAGUGAUGUCUAUAGUUUUGGAGUUGUUUUACUUGAACUGUUAACAAGAGAAAAGCCAAUUUCAUUGGCUAGAUCUGGUGAACAUAGAAAUUUAGCUACAUAUUUUAUUACUGCCAUGGAAGAAGGUCGUGUGAUGUCUAUAUUUGAUCCUAUGGUUGUUAAUGAGGGUUCAAGUGACGAGCUUUUAGCAAUAGCUAAUUUGGCAAUUCGAUGUUUGAAUCCCAGUGGAAAAAAUAGGCCAACAAUGAAAGACGUGACCUCAGAGUUAGAAGGCAUGAGGAUACGAUGUAUGCCUUCUACAGUUGAAAUUAGUGUUGAAGAUACAAAUUACAGUGAAGAGCUACCUCUAUUUACAUAUGAUACAUCAACAUCAACAUCAACAUCAAUGAGUUUCAAAGACACUAUUUGAUUUCUCCCAUUAUCUAGUUUUAUCAUAUUGUCAAACAUAUUUUUUUUUUUAGGUAUUUUUGCAAUGCCAAAUUAUUAGUUUUUAUAAAGAAUUCAUUAUUAUUGCCUUGUA
Erigeron canadensis is the source of this 2241-nucleotide messenger RNA. Its product is annotated as wall-associated receptor kinase-like 1. Gene Ontology annotation, molecular function: protein serine/threonine kinase activity; ATP binding; polysaccharide binding. Gene Ontology annotation, cellular component: plasma membrane. Gene Ontology annotation, biological process: cell surface receptor signaling pathway; protein phosphorylation. NCBI's taxonomy places the organism in Eukaryota, Viridiplantae, Streptophyta, Magnoliopsida, Asterales, Asteraceae. Bases 1 to 2130 code for a protein of 709 amino acids. The transcript is spliced from 3 exons. The record is from RefSeq and is a predicted model, not a curated record.